AUGGCGCCCAAGAAGAAGCGCGGACAAAACGCCGGGCGCAAGCAGGAAAGUGCGGACCAACCGCUCUCCGAGCGCGCGCAGUACCUACAGCGCGAGUACGCCAUGCUCUCAGAAAGCCUGGUGGCCUGUGAGCAGCGGAUCGACGAGGUGCUGCAGAACAAUGCGUUCCUGAACAGCGAGGCGCAGCGACUGCGGGAAGAGAACCGGCUUUAUGUCGGUUACGCGAGCGCGCACGCUCUGCGCUGCGCCAACGCCGUCGUGCGGGUCGAGGACCAGAACCGCAUAGACCUGGCACAGAUUCGGUGGCAGCGAGCGGAGCUGGCCUCCUUCUACCACAGCCGUGAGGACGGGGUGCGCGCUCAGCUGCAGGAAAUGAAGAAGCGCGCGGAGAACAUGACGCAGCAGGUGCAGGAGCUCCAGCCCUACAAGGAGCUGCAGCUGGAGCAGCUGGCGCGAAUCCGGACCCUGGAGCGCGAGCUGCUGCACAUGCGGGUGGAGCAUACGCAGCUCCUCCACCAGGUGAAGCGACGCUUCCUGGAUGAGAAGUCGGCUUUCGAGCGGGAGGCGCGGCUGCAAGUGCAGUCCCUGACGCGCCGCUCCGAGCGGGAGGCGGCGCGUUCCCUCAUUUCCCACGCACAGGCCCUCAAGGCGGACAAUGGGCAUCUCCGACAAGAACUCAUGAGGCUUCUCCAGAGGACCCAUUUACUGCAGGACAUGCGACAGCAGCUGCUGGAGCAGCGGGAGCAGCUGCGCCGGGAGCACGUGGACAUGCAGAACCUGGAGCAAAUGCACGGCUGGUUGCACAGGGGCCCCGGGGGGCCACCACUCUGGCAGCCACCGCAAAGCCUCCAACCCAUCGGGUCAAUUGCCAUGUCAACCAGGCACGUUUUAAAAGCCCAGGCUACGCCCCAGUCAGUUCCGACCUCCCGGGGCCCAUCCAUGGAUCAGUCACACCGACCCUCCAAGACUCCAUCUAUAUUGUCCAGUGAGUCUCUUCCGGGUCGGUCUCCGAAGGCUGGCUCUGUGAUUCCUCCCCGGAGUCCAUCACAUCCAGGAUCUCGAGUCUCAUCUCUGACUCCAUCACGCAAGGACUCGCGGGUCUCAUCCGUGACCCCGUCAGGCAAGGGCUCCAGGGUUCCAUCCAUGACCUCCAGUACCUUGCGGUCGCGCGAGGGCUCUCGGAUCUCUCCACAGCCUUCCUUGCGUGAGGUCUCUCCAGAAAUUGACACACCUGCAAGGUCCAGCUCCAAGCUUCCCUCAGCCCUGUCUGAAGAUCAGGCCCCUCUCAGCCCACAGUUGGAGGAGGCAGAGAACACUGAAGAGGACACAGAAACUGUCUUGGAGCAAGCCUGAACCCACAGGAGGGGACAGGCCAGUAGGGCAUGGGAUGGAGGACAAACUUGGCAAACUUGGAAGAUUUCUUGGUGCAUAAAUAUGUUAAUAAAGGUGUUACAUAAACCCUGUGAUGCUCUGACACUUGCCUGGGUCGAUGCCCUUGCAUUUCAAGUG
Messenger RNA from Mus pahari (shrew mouse), 1509 nucleotides. It is a transcript of the gene Ccdc166, whose product is annotated as coiled-coil domain containing 166. The record is from RefSeq and is a predicted model, not a curated record. The transcript is spliced from 2 exons. The coding region runs from base 1 to 1353 and encodes 450 amino acids. Lineage: Eukaryota; Metazoa; Chordata; Mammalia; Rodentia; Muridae.